Messenger RNA from Cinclus cinclus, 3886 nucleotides. RefSeq names its product solute carrier family 20 member 2 (gene SLC20A2). Gene Ontology annotation, biological process: phosphate ion transmembrane transport. The transcript is spliced from 10 exons. Gene Ontology annotation, molecular function: phosphate transmembrane transporter activity. Bases 443 to 2401 code for a protein of 652 amino acids. The record is from RefSeq and is a predicted model, not a curated record. Gene Ontology annotation, cellular component: membrane. Lineage: Eukaryota; Metazoa; Chordata; Aves; Passeriformes; Cinclidae.
UUUUCUGAAUUGCUUUAUGAUUAGAGCAGUCACAUGCUGAGGUAGGACCCCAUUAGUGGGUUUAAAUCAUCUGUUUGCUUCUGAAAACGUGCACUGUUAUGAGCUCUGCUGAGUAUCCUUCCUUUUCUUUCUUAAUUUUCUUUUAUUUUGUUUGUUUGUUUGUUUGUUUUUCUGUUGCAGGACAGAACAUCGCAGUCCUACCGGUUUGGAAGAAAAAUAUGGAAUGUGUUUCACUGCUGACCGAAGGCAGCCAAAUGAACAGUAUUUAUAGUAGUUCGAAAAUCAGCAGUUAGCAGUUUCUUCACAUUCUAACACUACCCAGCACUUUCCAGAGAGAACUCAUUGUUUACAAGAAAUCUGCUUUCCAAAUCCGUUGUGGUGCCCUCCAGCCUUGACUAUUAACUAUUUGCAAAGGGGAAGCUAAUCUACAGUUUGGGGAAAGAUGGCAAUGGAUGAGUACCUGUGGAUGGUCAUUGUGGGUUUUAUCAUUGCUUUUAUUUUAGCUUUUUCGGUUGGUGCGAAUGAUGUUGCAAAUUCUUUCGGAACGGCUGUGGGCUCUGGUGUUGUUACUUUACGCCAAGCUUGCAUUUUGGCUUCAGUUUUUGAAACCACUGGCUCAGUAUUACUGGGAGCAAAAGUAGGAGAAACAAUUCGGAAAGGUAUCAUUGAUGUCAACCUGUAUAACAACACUGUCUCACUGCUGAUGGCAGGAGAAGUGAGUGCAAUGGUUGGUUCUGCUGUUUGGCAGCUAAUUGCAUCGUUCUUGAAACUCCCAAUAUCAGGGACCCAUUGCAUUGUAGGUGCUACGAUUGGAUUUUCUCUGGUGGCAAUUGGUACACAGGGUGUCCAGUGGAUGCAGCUUGUCAAGAUUGUUGCCUCUUGGUUUAUUUCCCCACUGUUAUCUGGCUUGAUGUCUGGAAUCCUCUUUGUGCUGAUCAGAUUCUUCAUUUUAAACAAGGAAGACCCUGUGCCCAAUGGCCUCCGCGCACUCCCCGUGUUUUAUGCUGCUACAAUAGCUAUUAAUGUGUUUUCCAUCAUGUACACUGGGGCACCAGUACUGGGACUGAUACUGCCAGUGUGGGCCAUUGCUCUAAUAUCAGUUGGUGUAUCCUUAGUAUUUGCUGUCUUAGUCUGGAUUUUUGUGUGUCCCUGGAUGAAGAGAAAAAUAGAAAGCCGGUUAAAGAAAGAUGCUGCACUGUCAAGGAUAUCAGAUGAAAGUCUUGAUAAAAUUCAGGAUGAAGAAACACCAGUCUUUAAAGAGCUUCCUGGUGCCAAAGCAUCCGAUGAGAGCACGAUUCCCCUUACUGGCUCAGUAACAGAAGCUGCUGGGGCAUCCGAUAAUAUUGCAAAUGGAAACCAUCCACGUGUACCAUAUGGAAGGGCAUUUUCAGUGACGCACACCUCGGUGAAAUCACCUGUUUCCAAUGGCACCUUCAGCUUCGAUGGCCACAUGAGGAGCGAUGGCCACGUUUAUCACACUGUGCACAAGGACUCAGGUUUAUACAAAGACUUGCUCCACAAAAUACACCUGGACAGAGCCAAUGAUGACAGGCCCACUGCAGAAAACAACUACAAACUCUUAAGGCGCAACAACAGCUACACUUGUUACACUGCUGCUAUUUGUGGCAUGCCCGUGCAUUCCUCCUUUAAGGCAGUGGAUACAUCUACUCCAGAAGACAGUGAGAAGUUGGUGGGAGACACUGUUUCCUACUCCAAGAAGCGAGUCCGCUAUGACAGCUACUCCAGCUAUUGCAAUGCAGUGGCUGAGGCAGAGAUUGAGGCGGAAGAAGGUGGGGUGGAAAUGAAGUUGGCCUCUGAACUCACAGAUCCUAACCGGCCCCCCGUUGAUCCUGUGGAAGAGGACAAGGAAGAGAAAGACACCUCUCAGGUCCAUCUGCUUUUCCACUUCCUCCAGAUCUUAACAGCCUGCUUUGGAUCCUUUGCCCAUGGAGGCAAUGAUGUCAGCAAUGCCAUUGGUCCCCUUGUUGCACUCUGGCUUAUCUACGAGCAAGGUGCUGUAAUGCAGGAAGCAUCAACUCCCAUCUGGCUGCUGUUCUAUGGAGGUGUUGGGAUCUGUGUGGGUCUCUGGGUCUGGGGAAGAAGAGUUAUCCAGACUAUGGGUAAAGACCUCACUCCAAUCACACCAUCAAGUGGAUUCACUAUUGAGUUGGCUUCGGCGUUCACAGUUGUGGUAGCUUCCAAUGUUGGACUUCCUGUCAGUACUACACACUGCAAGGUUGGCUCCGUGGUGGCCGUUGGCUGGAUCCGCUCCAAGAAAGCUGUUGACUGGCGCCUUUUCCGCAACAUCUUCCUGGCAUGGUUUGUGACUGUGCCGGUGGCCGGCUUUUUCAGUGCUGGGGUGAUGGCACUGCUGAUGUACGGGAUCCUGCCUUACAUUUGAGGAGCUUCCUUUCCCGGGAAAAGCUGAAAUGGCCAAGCUACUACCAAUGGGAGACGUGUUCCCAUGAAAGAAGCAGUCAGAGAGGAUCCAUCUUCCAUACCUAUCUUCUUAUCUACUGUACAUAACAAUGUGUCAUAUUGGUGACAUGGUGAUGUGGUGCCAUUUCUUAUAUAUUAAAGAAAUAUAUGCAUAUAGUAGGUAACAAUACCUAAGUUAUAUCAUCAGUGGGGUGAAAAUAAUUGCCUAGAACUUAAUAUUUAGUAAAAUUUGUACAUAGUGUAUCAUUUUGGUGGCUAUUUUUUAAUCUUUCGAAGAAGAGUAUGGAUUAGGAAAUGUUUCUUGUACAUUUGAUAUAAGAAGAAGCGAGGUACAGGACUGCAUAAUACAUGAAUUUUUUAAAGCUAUUAAGAUACUGGAACAAAAUAAAAUGUGCAGAAGUGCUUUUCAUAAAAUAACUUUGUUCAUAUCAUAUUGAUUUUUGUGUAUCAUAGUGUGAUGGUUAUGGCUGUGUAAAAACUUAUGAACGGUAAUUUUUAAAUGGUGCAUUUCCCUUAUAUAUUUUGGAUAAGAAAGUUUAGGAAGUACCAAAGAAGCAGGGGAAUAGCUUGCCAAUAUUAUGUUGUUGUCUCCACGUGUGUUGUGUUUCCCCACCUCUGAUUCAACAUUGUUUUCACCAAGCUCCAGCCACCGAGGCUGGGAGAGUACUGUUCAUGUCUUAAUGUAACUUUAAAAAAAAAAAGCGCACACAAAAAUUAGUUCUUGUGAAUUAGUAUGCAGCCCAUGGCUCUCCACAUUAGCUGAUAGUAAACUGACUUCAUUUUGUGGGUUGAUACUUGAGUAUGUCACUGCUCACUUUCUACCUUUCCCCUUCAAGUCUCAGCUCCUAGUUGCCCUGCUCUCUAUUCCUGCGGGAGGGCAGACCAUCAGCCUCCCCUCCUUCUCUCCAUCCAGACACAAGCACACUCUCAGGUACAGGAGCAGGGCUGUGGAGUGCACAGCACCCCUACGUACAGAAGCGAAGGGCAGCAGUGGGCAGGAAAGGGCUCAGCCCUGGAUUUGUGCUUGGAGGUAAUGGGCACCCACGGGAGUGCUGAUCCAUGCAGGGGAGGAUGUGAGCAAGUACUGCAUCCCCCACCCCCGCAAGUCCGAUCUCAGCCACCGCUAGCCAGCCUCCUGCUGUGCUUCCUACAGCAAGGAGGGGUGAGAGCCUGGCCCUGUGUGGAUAGAGGUAGAAUGGUAACCAGCAUUUGGGAUGAGGUUUUUUUUCAUGGUGGCUCAGGGGAAAAUGGCCAGCUCCAUCCCCUGCAUGCCUUUGGAAAGCACAUUUGAGUGAAGGUUACUGAGUUGUGGGUGGGAGGCAAAGGGCAAGGGGUGCCCACGGGAGGUUGGGAAUCUAUUACUGUUUAAAUGCUGCUAAAAUUUUGAUAAAAUGUUCUUGGUACUCCAUUGUGAUUUGUCCAUUGGUCAUUUACACCAAAUUUAUAA